Molecule: messenger RNA, 1392 nt
Organism: Serpula lacrymans var. lacrymans S7.9
Lineage: Eukaryota; Fungi; Basidiomycota; Agaricomycetes; Boletales; Serpulaceae
Exons: 3
Coding region: 731-1270 (179 amino acids)
Source: RefSeq, a predicted model, not a curated record
ACGCAUGCCAGGUCACGUUGACGAUGGGCCGCAAUACGAGCGUAGGGAUAGAUGCUUGCCAAUGGUUCUUAAUACAUCAAUAUCAAUGGCGCCAACCUUAUAAGAAACCGUACCACUCAAGCGGGACUGGAGUGCAACGCAAGCAAUACAAUUAGAGCAUCGUCAUCGAGUGACUUUUGGUUACGAUUAGUGCAUAAUAGCAUAUGCCACACGACACACUCGACAGCCUGAGUGUUCUGAAUCGGGCAGAGCUAAAAUGAGCCAAUUUGUCAAACCCCACACAUCCAAUCAUCCCAUCAUGCCGUAUAACCCGACGCUCUUCACGGCGCCCUCAGCCCUUCUCGCAGUCUCAGAUACGCGCAUCCACAUUACCCCAUGCAACCUCACCUUGUCGCCUCCGAGUCGGCGACCUCUCACUGGCGUUCGUUCAUCACCAUAGAAGGCCACAGUAUAUUCCUGAUGAGCCUAGCAAAUAGAAGCAAUGUUUAGUCAACAGGACGGGAUACGGUAUCCCAGCAAUUGAGUAGCUAACCUAUGAUACCGACGGUAGUAUGUCUAAAUACUAUGUUUAUUUGACAUCCCCAAGUUCCUUCCAACGUGCAAUUCAACAGGCGCGAUCUUGGGGCGAGACGUGUAUUACAUAAGGUUCGGCUUCUCCCGGUCCCAACCUUUUGCAGUCCUUCUCACUAGCACACUGCGGCUCAUUCAAGUCCAAUCCAAUACCCUCACCAUGUCGACAUCGUCCGGACUCCCACCUGUACGAGCAAAUGGCGUUUUCGCCCUUUCCGCCAACAUCAUCAUCGACGCACCAAGAGAAAAAGUAUGGGAGGUCCUCAUGGACUGGAAGUCGUAUCGUGAAUGGAAUGCUUUCGUCCGCAACCAACAACUGACAGACGCGCGCAAGAACCCCCUCGCGGACCAAACGCCUUCCGUAGGCUCAUACCUCCUCAUCUCGCCUGUUCACAUCCCUCCCACCAUGUCAGACAAGUGGCUUCCCUCCUCGGCGUUUGAACGUAUCACGGCUCUCGAUCGUGACAACUUUCGUGUGGCUUGGGAGAAUAUUGAGAUGCCGCGGUGGUUGUUGAAUGCGGAGAGGUGGCAGGCGUUGUCAGAGGUGGAGGGUGAGCCUGGUAAGACGCGGUAUGAAACGAUUGAGGUGUUUGGGGGCGUGGUGGCGUAUAUCGUGAAAGUACUCUUUCGCAAGGGAUUGAAUGAAGGUUUCGCCGCUAUGGCAGAAGGUCUGAAGAGAAGAUCAGAGGAAAGGCAGUGAUGUGAAUGCAGAACAGAAAAUGCACCAGCGCUUGGUAAUUACCCUUGAUUCCUAGUCAUCACAGCUACUUCGUAUCUAUAUGUAUUUCCUUGGCGACUUCGGAAUGCAAUGCGUUUUACAUU